GAGACACAGACAGAGAGUAAGGAGACAUUGUCCGGGACAGAGACAGAGACCGAGCCGCUCGAGCUCUACAUCGCGACGGCAAAUGGACAUUUCGAGCGGAAUGAAGAGUAAAGUUUGAUGAGUUUGAGGAGCAGCGAGCAGUGAGUGUGUUCUGACCUGGAUCCAGUGAGGGCUUUGGGAGACACAGGGCGAGGGGUGAGGGGUGGGCGAGCGAUUUACUGGGUCAAACAAACCGACUACCCCCACCACUGAAGAAGGGAAGGUCAGAAGGAAAAGAAGAAAAACCACAGACAAAGCGCUGAGGAAACCAUGAACACUGAAAAGAAGUGAGGUGAACUGAUCUGGAGAGAGAAGCACAAUGUCACGGUCAGAUGAGGUCAACAAAAUGACAGAAAAUGUCUACAAGGGCAUUCUGGACCAGUUCAACCCCAGUCUGAAGAAUUUUGUCACCAUGGGCAAACACUAUGAAAAGGCUCUGACGGGCGUCACAAUAGCAGCGAAGGGUUAUUUUGACACUCUGGUCAAACUAGGAGAGCUGGCCAGUGACAGCCAGGGCUCAAAGGAACUAGGUGACACGCUGUUCCAGAUGGCAGAGGUUCAUCGGCAGAUCCAGGUCCAACUAGAGGAUGUGCUGAAGCUGUUUCAUUCAGAGAUGCUGUCUCAACUCGAGCAGAAACUGGAGCUAGACAUCAAAUAUCUGACUGCGACGCUGAAGAAGUACCAGAGUGAGAGGAAGUCAAAGGUGGAGUCCAUUGAGCGCUGCCAAUCACAGCUGAAGAAGCUGCGGAGGAAGAGCCAAGCUAGUCGCCAUCCCAACAAAUAUGGAGACAGAGAGAUGCAGUAUGUGGAGCUGAUGAGUCGCCGGCAGGGCGAGCUGGACUCUCUGGUUGCCGUUGGUUACCGCUCCGCUCUGACAGAAGAAAGGCGGCGCUAUUGCUUUCUGGUGGACCGUCAGUGUUCAGUCACCAAGAUCCUCACCAACUACCACUGCAAGGUGAGAGAGCUGUUGUCUCAGAAGCUGUCGUCGUGGCAACAGUCAUGUGCGCAGCCAACCAAGCUCCCGGAGCGAGCGCUGAGCCUGCUGCGUCACACCGCCCCCCAGAGCUCUGGAGGAGCAGGACUCGCCGAGGUCCUGCGCAAUGCUAAACUGGGAAUCACUCAGCCCGCAGAACAAAGGCUGUCUGUGCAGGAAGUCCCGCCUCUGUUGAAUGGUGACAGUCGUCCUCAGCAGCAGCAGCGCUCGUCUCAGUCUGUCCCGGGCCUUCAGUCUCACCUGAACCCCUCCAGUAGUGGACACGCCCAGUACUCUUCUUCAGCCAGCCCCGCCCACUCACAGACAGCAGUGGGCGUGUCUGGGUUACAGUCUCCUCCCUCCAUUAGCCACACCUCCAUCUCCUCCCACAGUUCCCUGCUGGGCCUGACUCCGCCCCUAACGGCCCCCCACAGCGGCCCUCUGUCCCGCGCGCUCACACCCGUCCUGCUGUCCGGCUCUGCCGCUGCUGUCAGUGUGCUGAAGGCUCCCGAGCUCUACUCCACCUCCACACUGCCGCUGCCGAGGAGACAGUCCAGCGAGACUCGUCAGGGAUUCAUGGGCUCGACUCUUCCCCGAGUGCUUCCGCUCUGUGCUCCGUCCCGUGUGGAGGCUCUGUUCCCUCACUCCCCAGACUCCUGCGAGGCAGAGAAGCCAGGAGACCGAGGAGGAAGCUCAUGUCUGCUGUCCUUCCUGCCUGGAGACGCUCUGUCCCUGCUGAUCAGUGAACCCAGAGACGGCUGGCACUACGGACAGAACGAGCGCUCGGGACGAAAAGGCUGGUUUCCCUUCUCCUACACACAGCCUUUCCCCAGCACUCCCGGACAAGAGCUCAGUCCUCCAGCUCUGUCGAAGGUGAACAGCAGCAGUAUGGGGCAGCUGGACAGCCUUCCCCCCGCGGGUCAGAUGCCGCAGGUCAGUCCUGACUCCGAGGACGAGAGGAGCGUCUUGUCCCAGCGCAUCAGCACCUUCAGACCGCGACCCUACAGCUUGAUGAACCCCGAGACCAGCAGGAUGAGGAUGUCGACUGAUUUCACCUCGACGCCUCCGUCACCCAGCAGGAUCAACCCGUUCGCUCAUAUUCGACUCAAGAAGACGGUGACCAAUGAUCGCUCCGCCCCACUGAUACAGCAGAGCCUUUGAUUGACAGCCAGAGAUGCUCCUGUGAAUGCUUCAUGAAUAACCCAACCUCUGAGAGGCAGAGUUUACACUUUUGCCAACAGAAACCCAUUUAUACAAUAACCAGUAUCAGAGAAUGAAGUGCAGUUCAAUGCAUUUAGAUCAUUUAGGAUUUAGCUGAUCAAAUGCAUAUUCAAUAUAUAUUACGUUAUCAGAAAAUGAAAUAUUUCAAGAGGGUUUUAUGUAUUUCGGAUGAGUGCACAUGGGAUAGAACAUGGAAAAAUUGACCUCUAACGUUUGAUUGUGGAUUCUUCAGUAUUUGAACUCCUUUAUUGUGAUGUGUGAUGUCUGCAGUGAAAAUGAUGACAAAGCUUUUGGCGACUGAUAUUUGUGGAGAUGAUUCCCGAUUUAGUUUCAUGAAAUGUAUUAGAUGUACAGGGUGGUGAGUAUAAAAAAGAGAUGUAUUUUCUGGUACACAAAUGCACAUUUCAUAAUCAAAUUUUUUUAAAGGAAUAGUUGAUCCAAAUGUAAAUUAUGUGGUGAUUUACUCACUGUCCAGU
This is a messenger RNA of Sinocyclocheilus rhinocerous, 2709 nucleotides long. RefSeq names its product brain-specific angiogenesis inhibitor 1-associated protein 2-like. Lineage: Eukaryota; Metazoa; Chordata; Actinopteri; Cypriniformes; Cyprinidae. The record is from RefSeq and is a predicted model, not a curated record. The transcript is spliced from 15 exons. Bases 359 to 2173 code for a protein of 604 amino acids. Gene Ontology annotation, cellular component: cytosol; nucleoplasm. Gene Ontology annotation, biological process: positive regulation of actin filament polymerization; plasma membrane organization; actin crosslink formation. Gene Ontology annotation, molecular function: protein binding; cytoskeletal adaptor activity.